Messenger RNA from Cynoglossus semilaevis (tongue sole), 1884 nucleotides. RefSeq names its product phospholipid phosphatase 1-like. Gene Ontology annotation, cellular component: plasma membrane. Gene Ontology annotation, molecular function: phosphatidate phosphatase activity. The coding region runs from base 211 to 1065 and encodes 284 amino acids. The transcript has 7 exons. Lineage: Eukaryota; Metazoa; Chordata; Actinopteri; Pleuronectiformes; Cynoglossidae. Gene Ontology annotation, biological process: phospholipid dephosphorylation; signal transduction; phospholipid metabolic process. The record is from RefSeq and is a predicted model, not a curated record.
CAUGUCCAUUCAGAUAGACCAUCAGUUAGCUAUAAGACAAAAACACGAACCAAGAUUACAGUGGUUAACCAAUUUGAGAGAGUUGCGGCAGAAAGGCUCGCCUCGCCUAAAAGCAGCCGCUUGCCGCUGAUUUGCAGCUCGGACCAUCGCGACAACCGGGACAGGAUAAUUUUCUCAAAUACGGAGACCACAAAAAGCAGGAGAUUCAACAUGUUUGAAGCCUGGGGGCUUCCUCUCAUCCUGCAGGACAUCCUCUGCCUCAUCCUCGUUGGACUUCCCUUCUUCAUCCUCACCCCUCAACAUAACCCCUUUAAACGGGGUUUCUUCUGCAACGAUGAUUCCAUCAGAUACCCGCUCAAGGACGAUACCAUAUCCUACCAGCUGCUGGGCGGAGUCAUGAUCCCAUUCUCCCUGAUUGUGAUUGUCUGUGGGGAGUGCCUCUCCGUUUACUUUUCCUGCAUCAAGAAACGUUCUGCAGGGACCAAGUAUGUGGCAUGUAUCUACAAAGCUGUUGGAAGCUACGUGUUUGGAGCUGCGGUCAGCCAGUCACUGACAGAUAUAGCCAAAUACUCCAUUGGUCGAUUGAGGCCAAACUUCCUGGCUGUUUGUAAACCAGUCUGGGAUCAGAUUAACUGCAAAAACGGUGGAUACAUCGAGAGUUUCACCUGCACUGAAGACAAGUUUCUGGUGGAUGAGGCCAGGCUGUCCUUCUACUCUGGCCACUCAUCAUUCUCCAUGUACUGCAUGCUCUUCCUUAUACUCUAUAUUCAAGCCAGACUGAAGGUGGUGUGGGCCAGGCUCUUCCGUCCCACCAUCCAGUUCUUCCUUUUUGCCACUGCCGUGUAUGUGGGUCUGUCCCGAGUGUCUGACUACAAACAUCACUGGAGUGAUGUGCUCACUGGCCUCCUGCAUGGAGGUUUGGUGGCCAUUUUCACAGUUUCUUGUGUGGCCAACUAUUUUGAACAACCGCUAGAUGCAGCGGUAGCGCAGGAAGAAGAAGCCUCACCCACUAGUUUACAUGAAAACACAACCACAAGUUUGAACCACUAUGGUAGCACUGACUGACGCAGGAUCAUCUGUGUUUCUUUGUAGAAUACAGUAAAUGUUAAAAUGACCACAGAAGACCUGAAUAUAACACUGAGGAGGGUCUCUAAACCGCUGGCUCUUCACAGUUAUAUUUUGUAAAACCAGUAUCCACAGGCUAUGUUUUUGAUACCCUUAGUGUACACGUGAAAGGGAAUCACAGAAAAGACCGUAAUUGCACUUUAUUGAGGUGUAAAGACGCCGAUGAUUCAGACUGAUCUCACAUGAUUAUAAUUCCUCAGGGAAUUACACACCAAAAUACAGUGCGAUGUUUUUUCAUACAGAAAAAAAAAAAAGUCUUUUUACAGUGUACACUUGUUUGAAAUGUGGUUUCUGGUUUACAUUGGUCUGAUGUUGCCAUUUUCAAUGAAUGAAAUUCCUUUUGCCCUGAAUAUAAUGAGCAUCUCUGUGCACACUGCAAGCAGGCUUGUAGAGAGUCUGGCACCUGUGAAAAAGAAAACCUGGACUGGACCGUCCUCACAGCUCGAUGGAGCAGGAACUCAUAAAAAUAUAUAUUUGAUUUUAUGCCUUAGCCAGAAUGCUGCUAUCCACUGUCGCUGCCCUCCUAUGCCUGGAGUUUCCCUGGUAUCAAUAACUGCAGGGAUUUUUUUUUGUUUUUUUUUUAAUUUGUUCUGGUUUUGACCUAUUUUUUGUCUCAGAACUUGUCUUGCAGAACAUUUAUAUAAUAAAAAAAGGCAGUGAGGAAAAACAUGAAUAAAGAAAUGUUGAGACGUUUUGAUACCGAUAAUUGUGCAAUUUGUUUUUAAAGAAUAAAUCACAGAUGUGCGUGAAUGGAAAUGA